UAUUAAAUUUUCUCUAUAAUUUAUAUGGUUAAUUAUUUUCUCCAAUUCUUUCAGUAUUUUCAUUAUUCUUUUUUUUUUGAUCAUUUGUUUAUUGUCUUUUUGUUCUUUCUCUUUUUUUCUAGCUUGUUAAUAAUCGAUGAUUACGUUGACUGGUUUUGUUUACCAUGAAGAAAGGCCUGUCUUUUUGUGCCCCUUGUACCAUCCAUGUGUUGAUGAAUGGGAAGAGAAAUCAAAUAUAAACAAAUCGGGUUGGAUUUCAUUGUUACCCAAUUCAUCAUAUAUUUCAUCAGCAGCCUCUUGUCAUUUAUCUAAUACUUCACCAUCAUUCUCACCUUUACAAUCUUCAAAGGAAAAAAGCAUCAACAGCCCAACAUCAUCACAAUCAUUAUCACCAUCAUCAUCAUCGUCAUCGUUUUCAUCGUCGUCAUUGUCAUCAUCAGGAUCGUCUUGUUCAUCAUCAUUUACAUCGGUUUCAAAGAAAACACCAACAUGUUCACCUUCAUCUUCUUCUUUGACAAUUUACUCUCAUCCCAAUGGAUCUGGAAUUCAUUUUAGAUUUGAAGUUGAUAGAUGGUCAUUGGUUAAAUAUAAUCUUACCCUUAACCAAUUAACCUUUGUUUUCAAAGAGAUCUGGCGAAGUAAAAACUUUCGAAAAUCAAUUGUUCGAAAAGAAUUGAUACCAAAAGAAUGCCGUCGUUCGAUACGCACUUUAAUCUAUAGAGGAGCUAAUAUAGAUUUAUUUGUUCGGUUUAAAACCGAUGAUUGUCAAUCAACUUCUAUCGAUUGGCCUGGCAAUUACUUAUUUCUGGCCUUGGUUUCGACUAAAUUAAAAAUUGAAGAAACAUUAUCCAUCUUAUCGACUCUUGGUGGAGCAUAUUCAUCUCUUGGAGAACAUUAUUUGCAUUUUGCUAUCAAAGCGGGUGAAACAUCAAUCAAACAAAUUGGAUUGGCUUGUAUUACCGCUGAUCCAACUAUUAUCGCUCGUUGUUCAAUCUACAUGGUCUACAGUUUAUGUCAACGAGGUCUUCGUAAACGAGCUCGUCAUCUCAUGGUCACCUUUAUCUAUCCAUAUAUUACCAAAAUGAUUAUUAAGAAAACCUGUGAUAAUAUUGUUCGCAAUAUGUACAAAGCGGCUAAAUUUAGAGUUGAACAUUAUUAUAAUUGAAAUUGAUUGUAUCCAAAAAAAUCAACUCGAAAAAUUUUUGCUUCUUUAUGGUCCAAAA
Molecule: messenger RNA, 1223 nt
Organism: Panonychus citri (citrus red mite)
Lineage: Eukaryota; Metazoa; Arthropoda; Arachnida; Trombidiformes; Tetranychidae
Exons: 3
Coding region: 137-1165 (342 amino acids)
Source: RefSeq, a predicted model, not a curated record